CUCCACCCUUGUAACUUAAAGAGGCCCGUGAGCAUCCCGGAGCCCGGCCGGGACUCGACUGUUUCUAGUCUGGCAGCCCCACUGAGCCCCACCAGGGGUACCGUCACCCCACUCUUUCCAAACCAGCCGUCUUGAAACCCUGCUUGACUUGGCUUGUCUGAUUAUGACGCGCACAAGCCGCCCACGCGUAUUAUUUGGUCUUACCUUUGCCUUAUUGCUGUAGUAUUAAGCACGUUUUUACUUACCAUUGUCAAUAUAUCAAAUAUUAUACAUAGUUGUCUCUCUCCUCAACGUCUUUUACUCGCUGUCGAUUUCUUUCUUUACGACUUUUCUAAUUACUAUAAUGUAAUUGUAAUUGUUAUACGACGAGGAGCCAUACUGUUCGCGUAGUCUGGAGUUGCACGCGAGGCCAUCUUACGCGGAAUAGACUGUAAUUAGCCAAGGGGAGUAUAGUACGGUCGAUUAUCCAUUACUUCUAGACUGCAAUACACGCCACAUGUUACGUUACACGCAGCUUAGCAUAGACUUGUACUCUCUUAGUGAACUGCAUUAUUUACGCUUAAUCGCUUAUUCGAUACAUUCUUUUGCUUUUGAAUCUUCAAGUCUACAUCUGUUGCAGUUUUCCCAUGGAUAUUCGUCUUGAGCUUUACUAGCUGAUUGGAUAUAGCUGUCAGAGCCAGUGUCGUGAGGAAACCACCGGCAUUUACCAAACCUGUAUUUUCGGACUCUUAUCUUCCAGCCUCGAUGCAGGUUAUAUUUCAUACUGUUGAGCAACUGAAGAGACUUCAGAUAGAGGAGACGCAGGGAAGCAAUUCUUCAAUUCCGACUACCAGUCCUCAUCCGCCAGGUCAACAUCAGCCAUUGUCGACGACAAUGGAGACGAUGAUCGAGUCGUCGACUAUCAUGACGAUGACUAUGACAACGAAUUCAAUGCCUUUGUCUUCAAUGGUUGAGACGAGUAUCAGUCACGUGGAGAUACCGGAAGUAAAUGAAGAGAAUGUCGAAAUGAAUUACGCUACUCCUGAAGUGAACCAAGAAGUGGCUGAAGUCCCUCAUGGAACCACUGAGUCAAAUUAUGAACAGCCGGAGGUUGAUCGGCAGACCGGAAACGAAAGUAGCGCCACCACAGUGGAGAAUGACAAGAAGAAGAAACCCAGUAUCCAAAGCGUCGUGGAAGAGAUCUACGGUAUAGUAAAUCCCUCUGCUUCUCUGAUCUCUGAAGAGGGUAAUCAAGAAUCGAUUCAGUCAAAACAUUCAAGUCCUACAAAAUCCGUUGAGGAAAUUGAAAGUCUCGAAGAAGAGGAUGACGAGACAAGAUUUACCUUGCUGGGUGAAAAAGUCGUGCAAGUACCAAGACCCAGCUUAGCUGGUUACUUGAGACGGGCCAAAAUUCCACCCAGGGCGUCACUUCAGCAACUGGCGACGCUGUACGACGCGUUGAGUAAAGACGCCAGAAAGCAGGGUUUUGCUAAAUUUUCAGGAUACUCAAACGACGUUCUUGAGACUCUGGUAUCUUCUGCAGGUGGUGGGGUCGGUCCUCAGUUAAAAACUUUGCUGGAAAAAACAGUCACAAAGAAUGAGUUGACUAGGGAAGAUUCCAAAGCGAGGACUAACCUUGUACUUAAGGAGUUGGAAGAUUCUGGUAGUGUCCUUUCCACGGACCUGAGACGUCUUGUACCGCUACGUUUUAUUCCUUGAGAAAAAAUGCGACUCGGACACUAUACUCCAAAAAUUUUAAGACUGCUUUCAUAUUAUAACAUGUAUGGAUGAACUGCCAUAAUGCAAAAAAAAAA
Cephus cinctus (wheat stem sawfly) is the source of this 1793-nucleotide messenger RNA. RefSeq lists its product as uncharacterized. Bases 745 to 1698 code for a protein of 317 amino acids. NCBI's taxonomy places the organism in Eukaryota, Metazoa, Arthropoda, Insecta, Hymenoptera, Cephidae. The transcript has 4 exons. The record is from RefSeq and is a predicted model, not a curated record.